UGGAGUGCCUAGCUUAUCCUCUUCUGCAAAAUAAAUUUUGUCAGAAAGUACUUUUAGACUGCUACAGUAUUGAUUAUUAAUCACCAUGCCUAUUAUACAGGAACCAGUUAAUCUGAAGGCCUUAAUGGAAGGUGGGUAUGAAUUUACAGUCAAUAAUGAUGAAACUGUAGAAGUAGAUCUUGAAGAGGAACGUGAAUAUAAGAACAAUUUGUUAAAAUUUAUGAACAUGCAAGUAACAGGAGAUUUUCAGGAUGAGGAUUCAUAUGUUCAAGGUCAGCCAUUUGAAGUCAUAUCCUCUAAAAUGAAGAAUCUUACCAAUGAUGGGACAGUUAAAAAGAAAGUGAUUCGGGAAGGAUAUGGAGCGAAACCACAGGAUUCGGAAAUGGUUCGUGUGCAGUAUAAUGCCUACAUAGAAUACAAUGCAGAACCUUUUGAUUCUACUUAUGCCAGAAAUAGACCUCAUCAGUUUCUUAUAAACUGUGGUGAAGUCAUUAUUGGAUUAGACAUAGCUGUGCAAAGUAUGCAAGUUAAUGAAAAAUCACAAUUUUUGAUCCAACCAAAGUUUGCUUAUGGUGCCCUUGGUUGUCUUCAAAGAGUCCCACCAGAGACUGAGGUUUUAUUUGAAAUAGAACUGUUAGAAAUUGUAAAUAUAGGUGCUGCAAAAAGAUUUGAAUCAUUACCACAAGAAGAACAAAAUAAUUUCACUUUUGUUUAUGAAUAUUGCUUGGCAUUAUGUGCUAAAGGUAAAGACCUAUAUUCAAGAAACAUUAAAGGUGCUAUAAGGGAGUACAACAUGGCUGUCUCAAAAUUAGAAAUGUGUCAAUUAGACACUUAUGAAGACCAAGUCAAACAACAGGAGUUAUUGUUAAAGUUAUACUCUAAUUUACUAGUUGCUUGCACUAAAACAGAAGAUUAUAAAAAAGCGUGCAUUAAUUUUAACAGAAUUAAUGAAUUGGUAAAAGGAACUGAUCUAAAAAUUUCAGCAAAAAUGUACUACAAUAGUGCUAAAUGCUUAAGAAUGUUGGGAGAUUAUCAUUUAUCCAAGAAAAGAUUAAAUGAAGCACUGAAAUUAGAACCCAAAAAUAAAGAAAUUUUACAGGAACUAGUUGAGUUGGAAAAUUCGUUUAAACAAUAUAAAGAAAAAGAAUCUCAAGUUGCCAAAGCUUUUAUAUCUGGUGCUAAAGUAUAAAAGCUAAAAUUUUUGAAUUUUUGAUGAAUAUUAUAUAUUCAAACUUUUUUUUUUGUUUUUAAAAUAUU
This is a messenger RNA of Diabrotica balteata, 1257 nucleotides long. The record is from the annotation of a GenBank genome assembly. Lineage: Eukaryota; Metazoa; Arthropoda; Insecta; Coleoptera; Chrysomelidae.